Molecule: messenger RNA, 3320 nt
Organism: Megalops cyprinoides (Indo-Pacific tarpon)
Lineage: Eukaryota; Metazoa; Chordata; Actinopteri; Elopiformes; Megalopidae
Product: vesicular inhibitory amino acid transporter-like
Exons: 2
Coding region: 410-2002 (530 amino acids)
Biological process (GO): amino acid transmembrane transport
Cellular component (GO): vacuolar membrane
Molecular function (GO): amino acid transmembrane transporter activity
Source: RefSeq, a predicted model, not a curated record
UUGGCCAUCGUGGAGAGCAAAUAUUUAACAAUUGAGGGGGGGGGGGGGCUUUUUUCGAUUGGGUCCUGCAACAUGCAUUUGUUUCUGCUUCCGCCUCUGUUCAGAGAAUUACCAUUAUACAUUCUAAAUGUAUAAUUUUAAAUGUAAUAUUUAAAUCUUGCUUUCUUUUUUCCUAAAACAGGCGCAAACAAGGUGCAGGAACCAAGAGGGGAUCUCUGAAGGUGACAUGAACCACGGAAUUAUCUGGAGCAGCAGGUGCACUUUAAAUAAGAAUUGGAGAUAACAGCUGAAGACCGCCUUCUGAAGAGACUCUCCUGCCUGUGUUUUUAUUUCGUCCAGGGUUUUCCAAUCCCCAGACUAAAGUAAAGGCACUAAGAGUUCACAAAGCACUCGGAUUAGACAGGCGACCAUGGCUUCAUUAAUUAGAAACAAGAUUUCAAAUAAACUGUCAAAUGCAGCCACUUCGGUGUCCCAUAAGUCGCAGGCGAAGGUCAGCGGGAUGUUUGCUAAACUGGGCUUUCAGGCCGCGACUGACGAGGAAGGCUUGGGGUUCGCCGCCUGCGACGACUUGGAUUACGAGUACAGACAAGGAAUGCAAAUGGACAUUCUCAAUACCGAUGGGGUUGGUGGAGAGGGCGACGGAGCGGGCGGCGGAGACGGAGCCGUCGAAGGGGACAGCCAUUAUCAGAGAGAUAGUGCAGGUCAUCCGCCCUCCACUUCCAAAGACGGCGGAGUGUGCAACGAGUUGGCCGCGCAAGACAAGCCAAAAAUCACAGCUUGGGAAGCGGGCUGGAACGUCACCAAUGCCAUUCAGGGCAUGUUCGUCCUUGGCCUCCCUUAUGCCAUCCUGCAUGGCGGGUACCUGGGCCUCUUCCUCAUCAUAUUCGCGGCUGUGGUCUGCUGCUACACGGGGAAAAUUCUCAUCGCCUGUCUGUACGAAGAGAACGAGGAUGGAGAGAUGGUGCGAGUGAGAGACUCGUAUGUGGACAUCGCCAAUGCCUGCUGUACGCCACGCUUUCCCUCGAUCGGCGGCCAUGUUGUGAAUGUAGCGCAGAUAAUUGAGCUGGUGAUGACCUGCAUCCUGUAUGUGGUGGUGAGCGGAAACCUGAUGUACAACAGCUUCCCCAGCCUGCCCGUGUCUCAGAAGGCCUGGUCCAUCAUCGCCACUGCCGCCCUGCUGCCCUGCGCCUUCCUCAAGAACCUCAAAGCCGUGUCCAAGUUCAGCUUGCUCUGCACGCUGGCCCAUUUCGUCAUCAACAUCCUGGUCAUCGCAUACUGCCUCUCCAGGGCGCGGGACUGGGCUUGGGACAAAGUCAAGUUCUACAUCGACGUCAAGAAGUUUCCUAUUUCAAUUGGGAUCAUCGUUUUCAGCUACACGUCGCAGAUCUUUCUGCCGUCACUGGAGGGGAACAUGCAGAAGCCGAGCGAGUUCCACUGCAUGAUGAACUGGACACACAUCGCGGCCUGCAUCCUCAAAGGCCUGUUCGCACUGGUGGCCUACCUGACCUGGGCUGACGAAACAAAGGAAGUCAUCACAGACAAUCUGCCGUCCACCAUCAGGGCCGUGGUCAACAUCUUCCUGGUGGCAAAGGCCUUGCUGUCCUACCCACUGCCUUUUUUUGCUGCCGUGGAGGUCCUGGAGAAAUCUCUCUUCCAGGAUGGAGGCCGCGCCAUCUUCCCUGACUGCUACGGGGGAGACGGGCGCUUGAAGUCGUGGGGACUGGGGCUGCGCUGCGGCCUGGUGGUGUUCACGCUGCUCAUGGCCAUCUUCGUGCCGCACUUCGCCCUGCUGAUGGGCCUGACUGGCAGCCUGACGGGCGCCGGCCUCUGCUUCCUGCUGCCCAGCCUCUUCCACCUCAGACUGCUGUGGAGGAAGCUACUGUGGCACCAGGUCUUCUUUGAUGUUGCCAUCUUCGUAAUAGGAGGCAUCUGCAGUAUCUCUGGCUUCAUUCACUCCAUGGAGGGCCUCAUAGAGGCUUUCAAAUACAAUAUUCAAGACUAAGGACUUGGUGAAAAAAGUGUUACCACACAGUCUGACUCUUCACUGAAUUCAGUCCCACACACAACAACAACAACAACAACAACAGUCCACAAUCAUAGAGCAGGCACUGAAAUCAAAGAUGUCUAUAUCCAAACAGAGAACCUGCACAAAAAUAAAUAAAAUAUCUUGGCAAAAGUGGAGGGAAUCAUCUGUUCUGUGGAGUGUAGUUUCAGAGGAACACGACCACAUUCUCACCACACAUGACUGAGUUACUGUUUUUUCACCUAUCAUUCCGACAUAUGACUUCAUGAUGGUGGUUAUGAAAAAACAGCAAUAACAUCAUUUGCUGUAUUAUGCAAAAUACUAAUAAAAUAGGUGUUAACACACAAUCAACCCAUAUUUCUGGGUUGUUGUUUAAAAUAACUUGCAAUACUGUAAUAAGCAUAUCAAAGGCAUAUCAAAAGUACACUGUAGGGCACAUUAAUGGCUAGUAUCUUUUCCGUCCAUGAAGAUGCUACUACACGUAUAAAUAAGACCGCUGUUUGUGCACAGUUGAACAGAAAUCAGCUUCUUUUAAACGAUAUACGUAUUUUAGAUGGCUGCACUGUGUGUAAAUAUUGCCGAGGAUGAGAGAAAAACAUUUAAUUAGGUAACGUAUGUCUGAAGUGCUGAAUUCUCAGAAUUGCGCAAAAUGAGUUGAACAGGCAGAAUAUCCAGUUAUGUACAGUAUAAUGAUGUAUGACUGCACUCAGCACUUCAUUGUGUAAUACUGCACAAUGAAAUGAAAAAGAAUCAUUGGACAAAAAUGUGUGACUAAUCAUGCAUUUUCAACAGACUAUAUUUAAAAGAAAAAAAAACUACAUGAUCUGAAAACAAAGGAACUGGAUAUAAGGAAUCGGCACAGACUGGAGGAAUGAAAAAAGCAGAAAUUAUAUGAGACCUGGAAACAUUUCUAUAGUUAAAUUAACGAAAGGAAAAGCAGCCCAUCCCGUUUACUCUUUGCAGGCCGAGGAUGGAACCCCCAUCUCCACCGAGAACGAAAGAACCUGCUCUCACUCGCAGCUUUGCAAAAGGAAAAAUGAUGUCGACACGAAAAAUGAUGUGAGACUCUUAAAAGUGUCCAUUCCAUUUCAUACUCUCAAGAACAUACACGUAGUGCUAUCAUUCAUUCACAUACUCCCUUUAUUUUGGAUUUAAAAUGUGCCCCUUUAACGAGGAAACCAGCGAAUCUGUCGAGUCGGCCGUGCUGUGGGAAUCCGGGGGUCGAAGUGUGUUUUUAACGAGUGUUUUAUAUUAUUAAAGAAGAGGAGCAUUAAGACAUUUCAUUCUGUGCAAUCCA